Cladocopium goreaui is the source of this 291-nucleotide messenger RNA. Lineage: Eukaryota; Dinophyceae; Suessiales; Symbiodiniaceae. The record is from the annotation of a GenBank genome assembly.
AUGCAGCGAGACCUCUCUUUGAGUCCAGAGAAGGAGCUGCCCCCCUGGAAGCGGCGCAAGAUCCAGACCCAAAGUCUUCAGAUUGUAGGAUUGACAGGUACUAUCGGAAGUGGAAAAGGCACAGCGGCUGAAUUUCUGGUUGCGCAAGGCUUUCAGCACGUGAGGAUUAGGGAUGUGCUGGCACAAGCGGUGGAGCAAAGCGGCGGCACUUCCCACCCAGAUCAAUUUGUAUCGUGGGCCCCCACGGCACUGGCAAGACCUAUUUACUCAGGCAGCUCUGCAAGGGCUUAG